Molecule: messenger RNA, 695 nt
Organism: Heterotrigona itama
Lineage: Eukaryota; Metazoa; Arthropoda; Insecta; Hymenoptera; Apidae
Source: the annotation of a GenBank genome assembly
AAGAACGAACCAACCCGAUUUCUUGGGGAGGGUGUGUCGUUCAAGGCGAAGCUGAUUGGCAUAUUGGAAGUAUCGGAAGCACGCGGGGACCGGAUGUGCCAAGCAGCUUUGGCGGAUCUGAAGAUGGCGAUUCGGGCUGCCGGUGAACACAAACAACGAAUCGCCGUUCAGGUCAGCAUCGAUGGAUUACGCUUGCGGGACGAAAAGUCUGGGGACUGUCUGUAUCACCACCCUGUACACAAGAUAUCGUUCAUCGCGCAGGACAUGAGCGAUUCGAGGGCUUUCGGAUAUAUUUUUGGGUCACCAGACACUGGCCAUCGUUUCUUUGGCAUCAAGACAGACAAAGCGGCAAGCCAAGUGAGUUUUGCACUUACUCUCCUAUCUAUUGAUUGCAAAUUAAUUUCAAUCUUCGUAUUACAAUCUUCACUUUAAUUUUCUAAAUAGAAAAUUUUCCAAAUAGAAUGACAAAUUUCAAGAUUUAUUAAAGUACGAUGAUAAAUAAUAGCUAGCAAUCUUAUCGCAAAUUUGUACAACACGAGAGAUUAAGUUUCAGAAUUUUUGUUCUUCUACGAUCAAAAUUCAACUUAACAAUUAACAUUCACAGUUUCCUCCGUGAACAGAAUCGAAACUUUAUCCUUCAAAAAUAAAUAUUCUUAAUCACCUUGCAGAUAACUAAAACUCAAGCUGAAAGCGAU